Messenger RNA from Neurospora hispaniola, 1340 nucleotides. RefSeq names its product adenosine deaminase/editase. Gene Ontology annotation, molecular function: RNA binding; tRNA-specific adenosine-37 deaminase activity. The transcript is spliced from 2 exons. NCBI's taxonomy places the organism in Eukaryota, Fungi, Ascomycota, Sordariomycetes, Sordariales, Sordariaceae. The record is from RefSeq and is a predicted model, not a curated record. Gene Ontology annotation, biological process: tRNA wobble adenosine to inosine editing. The coding region runs from base 81 to 1298 and encodes 405 amino acids.
AAGUGUCCAAUGUGCCUCAUGAUCACGCAAGAUCAGUCUGUUGCUGGAGCUAAGGAUGGAUUGUUGGUCAUAGAACAGGUAUGAAGUGCCUUCCGGCAUCCAAGCUGCCCCAAGCCAACGGAGUGGUCAUUCAUGACUGGCACGCCGAGAUACUUGCUAUACGAGCCUUCAACCGGUUCAUCCUCGAAGAGUGUAAGCGCCUCGCUCUUCAGGGGGAUGGUGCCUCGCAAUCCGAGUUCAUCUACCGAAGGACAACAGCCCAACAUGAAAACCAAGGACAGCAAGGAACAGCAGAAGUAUGGCAAGGACAACCGUUCGCCUGGAGGGAAGAUGUGAGCUUACACAUGUACUGCUCCGAAGCGCCUUGCGGGGACGCAAGCAUGGAACUAAUCAUGGCCGCCCAAGACGACGCCUCGCCCUGGGAAGUCCCACCCCCAACACCAGGGGACCUGCCAACCCAAGCACAAGCACCAACCCCAGCAUCAGCAGACAACACCUCUCUCCCCGGCCGCGCCUACUUCUCCCAACUCGGCAUCGUACGCCGCAAGCCCUCACGCGGCGACGCCCCUCCCAGCUUAUCCAAGUCCUGCUCCGACAAACUUGCCCUUAAACAAGUCACCUCGCUUCUGUCCUCUCUCACCAGCGCUUUGGUCUCGCCUGCGAACGCAUACCUGUCCAGCGUCAUCUUGCCCGCGUCUCAGUGUUCUGCCGUGGCUUGUAGUCGCUGUUUCUCUUCCUCAUCUGCUGAUGGGGGGCGGAUGGCACCCUUACUGGACGCGAGCGUGAGCGCGAAGCUGGAGGGUGCAGGAUAUGUCUUUCGGGAGUUUAGGGUUGAGACGACGAAGAUGGAGUUUGCAUUUUCUAGGAGGGCUAUACCCCCUCCAAAUAAUUCCUCCUCAACAGAUAUGACGGACAUGGCAGACGUCAAGGACACAAAGCCAAAGAAGCUCAUAGCUAGCAACCUCGCGACAUCAUGGACGCUCAACGGCCCGCGCGAUGGGGAGGGUUUGGUGGGUGGCGUGUUGCAGGGCCGGAAGCAGUUUGAUCUACGGGGAGCGAGUCUGGUCUCUCGGCGGAAGAUGUGGACUUUGGCGAGGGAGGUUUGUUCGAUGAUGGCGCUCGAUGAUGAUGAUGGCGAGAUCAAGCGAGUCCUGGGAAGUACGGACCUUGUUUAUGAUGAGAUCAAGGAAGGAAGUAGCUUGCUUGAGGGGAGACGGAGGGCAAAGGAGGAGACGAAAAGGGUGGCGUUGAAAGGGUGGGUGAAGAAUACUGGGGGUGGAAGCUUCACACUUGAGUAAAUCAAAGGAGUGUUGAGGAAUGAUUCAGAGAAGGAUUGCUGG